This is a messenger RNA of Hippopotamus amphibius kiboko, 1888 nucleotides long. It is a transcript of the gene HTRA2, whose product is annotated as HtrA serine peptidase 2. NCBI's taxonomy places the organism in Eukaryota, Metazoa, Chordata, Mammalia, Artiodactyla, Hippopotamidae. Gene Ontology annotation, biological process: programmed cell death; positive regulation of apoptotic process; proteolysis. Gene Ontology annotation, cellular component: mitochondrion. The coding region runs from base 326 to 1702 and encodes 458 amino acids. The record is from RefSeq and is a predicted model, not a curated record. Gene Ontology annotation, molecular function: serine-type endopeptidase activity; protein binding. The transcript has 8 exons.
CCGCCGCAGGGGCUCUUGGGAAGGCGGAGUCUUCGGGCAAGCCGCCCAGGGUGCCGGGACCGAAAUCCGAGGCGCCCCGGAAGGGCUAGCGGUCCCAGCAUGCCUCGCGGGCCCUUGGGCCACCUCAUGACUCGCGCCCCGUGGGGACCACGAUUCCCGGCAUUCGCGGAGCGGGGGCGGAGUCGGCCUCUGGGAAUCCUGGGUCCCGGCGUGCACUUCUGGAGACUUCAGGUACCGGCGUGCUCCGCGUCUCGCCGUCCGCCCGCUCGCGUCCAGAGCGCCGCCUCCGUGCAGGGCGGGCGAGGAGGCUGCUGAGGCGGAACUGAUGGCUGCACUGAGGGCGGGGCGGGGUGCAGGCUGGAGCCUCAGGGGAUGGCGGGCUUUGGGGGGGGGUCACUGGGGAAAGGGACCUCUGUUGACCUCUGACUUUCGGGCCCUGCUGACGUCAGGAACUCCUGACCCUCGGGUCCGAGUGACUUAUGGGACCCCCAGUUUCAGGGCCCGGUUGUCUGUGGGGGUCCCUGAACCACGGACAUGUCUGACGUCGGGGACUUCGGAUCCCAGAGCACCGCUGAUAGCGGGGACCCCAUAUCCUCGGACCCGGGAAGACUCAGGGACCCCUGGAACCCGUCCGCGCCUGUGGCUGGCGGUGGCGCUGGGCGCUGGGGGAGCAGUGCUAUUGUUGUUGUGGGGCGGGGGUCGGGGUCCCCCGGCCGUCCUCGCCUCGGUUCUUGGCUCGCCGCCCACCUCUCCCCGGAGCCAGUACAACUUCAUCGCGGACGUGGUGGAGAAGACGGCCCCUGCCGUGGUUUAUAUCGAGAUCUUGGGCCGGCAUCCUUUCUCCGGCCGCGAGGUCCCUAUCUCGAAUGGCUCAGGAUUCGUGGUGGCUGCUGAUGGGCUCAUCGUUACCAACGCCCAUGUAGUGGCUGAUCGGCGCCGAGUCCGUGUGAGGCUGCCUAGCGGCGACACGUAUGAGGCUGUGGUCACAGCUGUGGAUCCCGUGGCAGACAUCGCUACGCUGAGGAUUCAGACCAAGGAGCCUCUCCCCACGCUGCCACUGGGACGCUCAGCCGAUGUCCGGCAAGGGGAGUUUGUUGUUGCCAUGGGAAGCCCCUUUGCACUGCAGAACACGAUCACAUCAGGCAUUGUCAGCUCUGCUCAGCGUGCAGCCAGAGACCUGGGCCUUCCCCAAACCAAUGUGGAAUACAUCCAGACUGAUGCAGCUAUUGAUUUUGGAAACUCUGGAGGUCCCCUGGUUAACCUGGAUGGGGAGGUGAUUGGGGUGAAUACCAUGAAGGUCACAGCUGGAAUCUCCUUUGCCAUCCCUUCUGAUCGCCUUCGAGAGUUUCUGCAUCGUGGAGAAAAGAAGAAUUCCUGGUUUGGAAUUAGUGGGUCCCAGCGCCGCUACAUUGGGGUGAUGAUGCUGACCCUGACUCCCAGCAUCCUUGCUGAACUACAGCUUCGAGAACCAAGUUUUCCCGAUGUUCAGCAUGGUGUGCUCAUCCAUAAAGUCAUCCUGGACUCCCCCGCACACCGGGCUGGUCUACGGCCUGGUGAUGUGAUCUUGGCCAUUGGGGAGCAGCUGGUACACAGUGCUGAAGAUAUUUAUGAAGCUGUUCGAACCCAAUCCCAGCUGGCAGUGCGGAUCCGGCGGGGACCAGAAACAUUGACCUUAUAUGUGACCCCUGAAGUCACAGAAUGAAUGGAUCAGGAAGAGAGGCUCCUGCUCUGAUUUCUACCUGGCUUUCCUGGCUUGGGCUCAGAGGGUACCUGGACAGAGGAUUAAAUGAACCAGUUGGGACAGGUCCCUCCAACUACCAGCACCAAUCCCUGGGCUCUGAGGAAUCACAAAAACACUUUUUAUAUAAAAUAAAAUUAUACCUAGCAA